AUGGAUAAACCAUCUCCCACAACUCCUGGGCCUGAUCCACAGCAAAACGAAAACUGGAUGGACUCACCCUUGAUUCAACUCCAAAGACAAUGGAUGGCAACAAACUCGAAAUACCAACUCGCGGCACUGGCGUUUGCAGUACUCACCGCCGCAAUCACAAUAGCGUUGUGGGCGGGUAUUCCGAAACUACUUGAUCCAGCUCUGACAUUACCUCUUGGAGUUGUCAGCAUAAUAUGGAACGCGACCGACCUCAUUCUCGUGCGCAUGCGAGAAGACAAGAUCAAAUUGAAAUGGCACAUUGCAGCAUAUUGCAUUCUCUGGUUUGGAGGAUUCACUUCGGCCGGAUAUCAGAGUUACACUAUUAUUAAAGACCCCAACUCGGUCGUACAAGGAACAAGCUCGAGUUGGCGGGCAGUUCUCAACUUUCUGUGUGCGACCACAGCCAUCAUGUCUCUACUUCAUUUUAUACUCUUCAUCAGAGCAUGCCUGGAAACAGAUAGACGAAAGAAGGAUCUCCGCGUGCGAGACCUCAUGAUUGCCUUGUCGGACCGUCAAGAGCAGCAGCGCAUGCAGUCUUCCUGGUCCGCAUUUACACCCUCGCCAGUGACACCCCAUCCCGGUCUGCCCGAUCUGCCCGAGUUUGACGACAAGGCUGCAUUGGCUGAGCUUGGCGUCGCGGAACCCCAGGAGAUUUAUACAGAGCCAAAGCCGCGCAUGCAGCCGGUCGAACUCCCCUAG
Pestalotiopsis fici W106-1 is the source of this 738-nucleotide messenger RNA. RefSeq lists its product as uncharacterized. The transcript is spliced from 3 exons. The record is from RefSeq and is a predicted model, not a curated record. Bases 1 to 738 code for a protein of 245 amino acids. Lineage: Eukaryota; Fungi; Ascomycota; Sordariomycetes; Amphisphaeriales; Sporocadaceae.